Ceratotherium simum simum (southern white rhinoceros) is the source of this 2976-nucleotide messenger RNA. It is a transcript of the gene SLC4A1, whose product is annotated as solute carrier family 4 member 1 (Diego blood group). Gene Ontology annotation, molecular function: solute:inorganic anion antiporter activity; bicarbonate transmembrane transporter activity; monoatomic anion transmembrane transporter activity. Lineage: Eukaryota; Metazoa; Chordata; Mammalia; Perissodactyla; Rhinocerotidae. Gene Ontology annotation, cellular component: basolateral plasma membrane; plasma membrane. Gene Ontology annotation, biological process: bicarbonate transport; regulation of intracellular pH; transmembrane transport. The record is from RefSeq and is a predicted model, not a curated record.
UAUGUGGAGCUGCAGGAACUGGUGAUGGACAGGAAGAACCAGGAGCUUCAAUGGAUGGAGACAGCACGCUGGGUGCGUCUGGAGGAGAACCUGGGGGAGGAUGGGGCCUGGGGCCGCCCGCACCUGUCUUACCUCAACUUCUGGAGCCUCCUGGAGCUGCAGAGAGCCUUUGCCAAUGGUACUGUCCUCCUGGACCUGCGAGAGACCUCCCUGGCCGGGGUGGCCAACCAGUUGCUGGACAGGUUUAUCUAUGAGGAGCAGAUCCAGCCUAAUGACCGAGACCAGCUGUUCCGGAUCCUGCUGCUCAAACACAGCCAUGCCCGAGACCUAGAAGCCCUAGAGGGUGUGAAGCCCACGGUCGUGACACAUUCUGGGGAUGCUUCACAGCCUCUGCUCCUCGAACACCCCUCUCUGGAGACACAGCUCUAUUGUGCACAGGGAGAGGGGGGCACAGAAGGGCACUCACCAUCAGGAAUUCUGGAAAAGAUUCCCCCAGAUUCGGAGGUCGCCUUGGUGCUAGUGGGCCGUGCCGCCUUCCUGAAGAAGCCGGUGCUGGGCUUUGUGCGCCUACAGGAGGCCGUGGAGCUGGAGGCCACUGUGGAGCCACCCGUGCCUGUGCGCUUCCUCCUUGUGUUGCUGGGACCCGAGGCCCCCCACACCGACUACACUCAGCUUGGUCGGGCUGCUGCCACCCUCAUGCUGGAGAGGGUGUUCCGCACUGAUGCAUACCUGGCGCAGAGGAAGGAGGAGCUGGUGCGCUCCCUGGAGGGCUUCCUGGACUGCAGCCUGGUGCUGCCUCCCUCAGACGCCCCCUCCGAGCAGGCCCUGCUCAGUCUGGUGCCCGUGCAGAAGGAGCUGCUGCGGAGACGCUACCUGACCAGCCCUGCUGAGCCGGACCCCAGAUUCUACAAGGGCCUAGAUUUGGAUGGGGAUUCAGGGGUCCCUAGUGGCCCGGAGGACCCUCUGCAGCGGACAGGCCGGCUUUUCGGGGGCCUGGUGCGUGACAUCCGGCGCCGCUACCCCCACUACUUGAGUGACAUCACAGAUGCAUUCAGCCUCCAAGUCCUGGCUGUCGUCAUCUUCAUCUACUUUGCCGCCCUGACACCUGCCAUCACCUUUGGUGGCCUCCUGGGAGAGAAGACCCAGGACCAGAUGGGGGUGUCGGAGCUGCUCCUGUCCACUGCAGUGCAGGGUGUCCUCUUCGCCCUGCUGGGAGCUCAGCCCCUGCUUGUGCUUGGCUUCUCAGGACCCCUACUUGUGUUUGAGGAAGCCUUCUUCUCGUUCUGUGAGAGUAAUGACAUGGAGUACAUCGUGGGCCGUGUGUGGAUCGGUUUCUGGCUCAUCCUGCUGGUGGUGCUCAUGGUGGCCUUUGAGGGCAGCUUCCUGGUCCGCUACAUCUCCCGCUACACCCAGGACAUCUUCGCCUUCCUCAUCUCCCUCAUCUUCAUCUUUGAGACCUUCAGCAAUCUGGUCAAGAUCUUCCAGAAACAUCCACUAAGGAAGAAUUAUACCCAGAAUGUGGUGAUAGACCCUGAACCUCAGGACCCCCUGCCUAACACAGCCCUCCUCUCCCUUGUACUCAUGGCCGGCACCUUCUUCCUCGCCAUGGUGUUGCGCAGGUUCAAGAACAGCUCCUACUUCCCUGGCAAGCUGCGGCGGCUCAUCGGGGACUUUGGAGUUCCCAUCUCUGCUCUGAUCAUGGUCAUGGUGGAUUUCCUCAUCCAGGAUACCUACACCCAGAAACUCAAUGUGCCUGAAGGCCUCACCGUGUCCAAGCCCACAUUCCGGGGCUGGCUCAUACACCCGCUGGGCUUGCAUUCCCCUUUCCCCAUCUGGAUGAUGUUUGCCUCCGUCCUGCCUGCCCUGCUGGUCUUCAUUCUCAUUUUCCUUGAAUCCCAGAUUACCACGCUGAUUAUCAGCAAACCAGAGCGCAAGACGGUCAAGGGCUCCGGCUUCCACCUGGACCUGCUGCUGAUCAUGGGCAUGGGCGGGUUGGCCCCACUCUUUGGGAUGCCAUGGCUCAGUGCUACCACAGUGCGUACUGUCACCCACGCCAAUGCCCUCACCUCUGUGGUCAAGGCCAGCACCCCAGGGGCUGCAGACCAGAUCCAGGUCAAGGAGCAGCGGAUCAGCGGCCUGCUGGUCGCUGCACUUGUGGGCCUGUCCAUCCUCAUGGUGCCUGUCCUGCGUCGCAUCCCCCUGGCUGUGCUGUUUGGCAUCUUCCUCUACAUGGGGGUCACAUCCCUCAGCGGCAUCCAGUUCUUUGACCGCAUCUUGCUUCUGUUCAAGCCGCCCAAGUACCACCCUGAUGUGCCCUACGUCAAGCGGGUAAAGACUUGGCGCAUGCACUUGUUCACGGCCACCCAGAUCAUCUGCAUGGUGGUGCUGUGGGUGGUGAAGAGCUUCCCGAGCGCCUCGCUGGCUCUGCCCUUCGUCCUCAUCCUCACAGUGCCCUUGCGCUACUUCCUGCUGCCACGCAUCUUCAAGAAGCUGGAGCUCCAGUGUCUGGAUGCUAACGAUGUCAAGCCGACCUUUGACGAGGACGAAGGUCAGGAUGAAUACGACGAGGUGCACAUGCCUGUGUAAGGGGAGGGCCUCAGAGCCUCCUCCACCGUUCCACUUCCCCACUCUCCCAGGAAAAGCAGAAGUUCACCGGGUGCCUCAUGCCCUCCAGGUCCCUACUGGGGCAGCACCUGAGGCCCUGGGGCUGUGGGCAGGGGAAGGAGGGGCUGUCUAGAACACUUUCCAUUCAGGGUAGACCAGCUUUUCUGGCUGGAAAUGGCCAGUGGAGCCCAUAUUAGGGGAUUUGCUGUGCAGUCUCUCCUGCUGCACGCUGCCAUAUAGGGAUACUGUGCUGAAAGACUCAGAUCUGAGCCCUCCCUCCUGUGGCACAGACAGGGGCAGUAGCAAGAGCAGGAGUUGGGGGAGGUGGUUCAAGCUCCUGCUUGCGGUGUGACCUUGGGCAAGGCCCUUGAC